CCCGCCGCCCAGAAACGCCAUUAGCCACUUACCUGCUCCACUGUUACCCGUCCAUCGUCUUCCAGCCGCUUCCUUCCCCAUCCGUCCCCGGCGUCACCGUGCACACACACAGAAAGUAGUGAGCUCGUCGAUCCGGGAGAGAUCAGGAUGAGCGACCCCAAGUACGCCUACCCCUACCCCGCGCAAGGUUACUACCAGGGAGGGCCAUACCAGGGGCAGGGCGGCCCGUACCAGGGGCCGCCGGUGAUGGCGCCGCCGCAGUACGCCGCGCCGCCGCCGCGCCCCCAGCCCAGCUUCCUCGAAGGCUGUUUGGCCGCGCUUUGCUGCUGCUGCCUGAUCGACGAGUGCUGCUGCGACCCCUCCAUCAUCUUCGUCGGCUAGAUCACCCAAGGCCAAGCCAGGGCAUCCGGCCUGGCAUGCUGUCAACUGUACAAAGAGAUGCCCUCAUCAAGGAUAUUUACCACGUUGUUGCCACGCUAUAUAUCAUGAUCUCUCUCCUCCAUAUAUAUGAACGUAUUCCCUUAUUAUUGUUAUCUCACUACGGUGUUGCCUGCCUGUGUAACUCGAAUCCAUCAGUAACAAAGGCUUUAUCA
Messenger RNA from Triticum urartu, 593 nucleotides. RefSeq lists its product as uncharacterized. Gene Ontology annotation, cellular component: plasma membrane. The record is from RefSeq and is a predicted model, not a curated record. NCBI's taxonomy places the organism in Eukaryota, Viridiplantae, Streptophyta, Magnoliopsida, Poales, Poaceae.